This is a messenger RNA of Leptopilina heterotoma, 738 nucleotides long. RefSeq names its product protein transport protein Sec61 subunit beta (gene Sec61beta). Gene Ontology annotation, cellular component: Sec61 translocon complex. Gene Ontology annotation, biological process: intracellular protein transport. The coding region runs from base 210 to 497 and encodes 95 amino acids. NCBI's taxonomy places the organism in Eukaryota, Metazoa, Arthropoda, Insecta, Hymenoptera, Figitidae. The transcript is spliced from 4 exons. The record is from RefSeq and is a predicted model, not a curated record.
UCAACAGCAGCGCACCACGUGGAUGCGGUUGUAUUCUGGAGUAUUUCAGACACGUAGCAUUACACAGAAGUAUUACAUUUUCGGAGUUUCAGACGUGUAAAGAGAUUGAAAAUCAGCGUCUCGUCAGUUAGUCGAAAUACAUUCUCCUGCAAUUUACCUGGAUUUUUAUAUCUGUUCAAUACUUGGAGAAAAAGUAACAUAAGUUUACAAUGCCUGCUGCACCAAGUUCAACGUCAGUGGGAGCGGCUGGCCGUUCACCAAGUAAAGCAGUGGCACCUCGUGCUGGAGGUGGAGGUACCGUGAGACAACGAAAAACUGCUCCAGCAACUUCAGCCAGGAAUAGGAAUACUGGAACAAACUCCGGAGGAAUGUGGAGGUUUUAUACUGAUGACUCUCCCGGAAUCAAAGUAGGCCCAGUUCCAGUUCUCGUCAUGUCUCUGCUCUUCAUUGCAUCAGUUUUCAUGCUUCACAUUUGGGGAAAAUACACAAGAUCUUAAGCAUAUAGCAUAAAAAUUCGUAUUUCGAAGACUGUGAAUUAAUAACUCGAAGUUGUCCCGAAGUGAAAAAUAAAUCGCCGUUAGUACAUGCGACAACUUAAACUUCCACACCAACUUCGUUUACCACAAUGAAAACUUGUGAACAAUUUAUUACUAUAAGUGUAAAAUUUAAAUUAUUCCAUUGUUUAUUACUUAGAAUUACUGACAUAUCUAUUAUAUAAAAUUUUUUUCCAAUAAGAAA